Pantherophis guttatus is the source of this 1601-nucleotide messenger RNA. It is a transcript of the gene WDR54, whose product is annotated as WD repeat domain 54. Gene Ontology annotation, cellular component: motile cilium. Gene Ontology annotation, molecular function: protein binding. Lineage: Eukaryota; Metazoa; Chordata; Lepidosauria; Squamata; Colubridae. The record is from RefSeq and is a predicted model, not a curated record.
CCGGCGGCGGCGAUGAUGUACCGGCGAGAGCGGGGCCUGGCGCUGCGCGGGAGCAGCCUGGCGCUCUACAACAACCUGGCCGUCCUGCCGCUGCCCGCCAAGCGGCUCACCUACUUCGCCAGCGUGCACGGCGCCUCGGUCGGGCUGCUCAGCGUCGCGGCGGACGGGCCGGGCUGCGCGCACCGCCAGCUGCAGGCCCGCGAGGGCGGCCUCGGGCCCCCCAUCGUCACGCAGGCGGCCUGGUGCGCGCUGCCCUCGCGGACGCUGCUGGUGCUGGCCUCGUGGAAGGGCAUCCAGAUGUACGAGCCCGACGGCUCCGCCAUGGUCUAUUGGCACGCGCUGGACGGCAUGGAGGCCUCGGCAGGGAUGCUGCUGUUUGCCCGGGGGAUUGCAGGGACAGGACUGCACUUUGUGUGUGUAGGGACAUCCACCGGUUCAGUCCUCGUCUUUGACGUCCCCGCCAAAGGCACCAACAUCACGCUGAGCGAAGUCCUUGAGCAGCACAACAGCCCCAUCACUGACAUUGGCGCAGAGCUCUGUGAGCAGCCGGAGGGAGCUGCGGAUCUGGUGACGGCGGACGACUCUGGAGCGUUGUGCGUUUGGGGCUCUGGAGAGACCUUCAGGCUGAUCACCAAAAUCCCGGCUUCUGACUGCACCUGCUCCUCCGUGAAGCUGUGGAAUGGGGUCAUUGCAGCCGGCUAUGGGAAUGGGCAGAUUCGCCUGUAUGAAGCGGCGCAUGGGACCCUGAGAGCCCAAGUCAGUGCUCACGCCCGCUGGAUCUACGCCCUGGACCUGGCCCCGCUCUCAGGGAAGCUGCUGUCCGCCGCUGAGGACUCCUUUGUGCGGGUCUGGGGACUGAGCCACAGUGCGGACACAGAGAGCCUGGAGAUCGAGCAUUGCCAUACAGAGUGUGUGACCGAUACCCAGAUUUGUGGUGCCCGCUUCUGUAACCCAGAGGGCACUGCCUUCGCCAUCACGGGCUUCGAGCUGAACGAGAUCAUCCUGUACCACCAGGUGUAGCCCUUCGGGUGGAAAGCAGUUGUGAUGAAGCCAGCUUGGCCAGAAGGCACAUGAAGGGAGCUCCUGCCUCACCCCUCACCCCCACAUCUGAAAAUGCCGCCCCCAAAAGCUCUUCAUUCUUUUGGGCCAAGCAGGCUUUCCCUGGGGUUCCUGGCACAUCCGGUGCCAAGGCAUCUCCUUUGGCCCAAUAGCUCAGGGUGCCCCCUCUGCCAGGGAGAAUCCCACCCGCAAUGGAGUUUGAAGCAGGGAGGCCCAUCCGGUCCUUCCUCGGCUGAGAGGAGAGCCAGCUGGCGCCUUGUUUCCACCGGUUCAUCUCUGCAGGCCGACUGUCUCGCACCUCCAGGGCUGAGGGGCAGCUCGGCCGGGUUCUGCAGCAGAGUCCUUCCUUGGGGAAAUGCCAGUGCAGUCCCAGAACAACCUGGGGUGGCUUUGCGGAUCUUGGCCAGAAGGUCCUCCUGCCCUGCCUGGGUUUGUUUAGGCUCCACAUAGCUCGGUUGCUUUUUUAGCGUUUCAGAGCAAGCAGCCAAAUUGCCUCUUUUCCUGAUGAAUAAAUCUAGUUAUGUUUGGCUGACAAGAUAGAA